AUGACAAACAUAUUGACGGACACGACCGCCAAGGUGAAAGGGCCGACAUUCAUCGGUGUCAUAUGGGGCGCCACAAUAUUAUCCUUCCUCUUCAUAUCCGCCCGCACCGCGGCCCGUCUCUGCACCUUUCGACGCCUCUGGCUCGACGAUGCCUUCGCCAUUAUCGCCUGGUUGAUGCUCCUCGCGUCGGCCAUCAUCUGGCAAAGCCAACUAUACCACCUUUAUCUCAUCUUCCAGCUCAGCGACGGCACGAUGUCCAUGACGCCCGACAUAAUUGCCCAGAUUGCACAGCUCGGGCGCGCCGAGAUCUUCUUCCUUGUCUUCUUCUAUAGCUCCCUCUGGACCAUCAAAGCCUCGUUCUUGGUCUUCUUUCGUCGUCUUGGAGGGACGGAUCGUCGUUGGAUUACGUGGUUUUGGUGCGUAGUAGGGUUUGCCCUCGCUGCCUAUUGUGUUGUUGUGGGAGAUAUUCAGUGGACUUGCUUGGUGAAUAUUAGGGCUGCUUCAAUGGCCCGAUGCUCCACCGAGAAGGCGAUUCUCUAUCAAUACGAUACCCUGAUCAUCAACCUAGCUCUGGAUGUCUUGACCGAUCUCGCCAUUAUCAGCCUCCCAAUCAUCCUGCUGUGGAAUAUCCAAAUCCCGCUACGCCAGAAGUUAAUUUUAAUGGCCAUUCUGUCCCUCGCAGUAGUCAUCAUCAUCGUCGCGAUCGUGCGGGUCGCCGUCGUCGCUCGCAAGGACAGCAAUUCGGACGAAUCCUGGCUGUGGAUGUGGAGCUUCAUCGAAGCGACUGUGGCAAACAUCGUCGCAUGCGUGGCCUCGUUCCGCCAGCUGUUCAUGAAACACGACCAGAAACGCUCCCAGCCGUAUCCGAGUUAUCCCCCCAGUACUCCCCGGGAUGCCCGUCGUUCUAAGCAGGGGGGAGUCGAGCGCACUUGGACGCCAUCGCAGGAUAGCUCGGAUCUGGAGAUGUGUCGCUAUGGGAGUCAUCGGGGGUUGACUGCUUCGGAUCAUGUGGCGGUGGAGUAAUUGGUGAUCGUCAUGACCAGGGUUUGUUUAUUGGAUCGGAAAGGAUCCUCUAUUAUGAUGUGUCUGUCCGCUGCUGCGUCCGUUGGACUAUGAAUAAUGCUAUGGAAUGGUAUUUUG
Aspergillus heteromorphus CBS 117.55 is the source of this 1140-nucleotide messenger RNA. RefSeq lists its product as uncharacterized. The transcript has 5 exons. NCBI's taxonomy places the organism in Eukaryota, Fungi, Ascomycota, Eurotiomycetes, Eurotiales, Aspergillaceae. The record is from RefSeq and is a predicted model, not a curated record. Bases 1 to 1023 code for a protein of 340 amino acids.